UAAAAGCCACUCCUCAAAAAAACCAAAAAAAGGAAAGAUUAAAGAAAAACAAAGCAAUGGGCGGAGGCAAUGGCCAAAAAGCAAAGAUGGCUCGUGAAAAGAAUGCUGAAAAGAUGAAAGCCCAAAAGGGAAGCCAGCUCGAGGCCAAUAAGAAGGCCAUGAAUAUCCAGUGCAAGGUGUGCAUGCAGACAUUCAUUUGCACCACUUCUGAAGUUAAGUGCAGAGAACACGCUGAGGCGAAGCAUCCCAAAGCUGAUGUGUAUGCAUGUUUCCCUCAUCUCAAGAAAUGAUAUGCAUUUCAGAGACUGGACUAAUGGCGUUUCCCAACUAUGUUUCUAAAUUCUGUUAACCAUGAUAAAGUUUGAGUCUGUUCCAAAGUUGUUUCUUAGUUCUGCUUCAAACUGUUGAUGGCUACUUAGUUUGGAACUCUUUGUGAAAGAUAUGUUUAUAAUAACUGCCUCCGCCUCUCAUAUUCA
Lycium ferocissimum is the source of this 476-nucleotide messenger RNA. RefSeq lists its product as uncharacterized. NCBI's taxonomy places the organism in Eukaryota, Viridiplantae, Streptophyta, Magnoliopsida, Solanales, Solanaceae. Bases 57 to 290 code for a protein of 77 amino acids. The transcript is spliced from 3 exons. The record is from RefSeq and is a predicted model, not a curated record.